Molecule: messenger RNA, 2667 nt
Organism: Anopheles nili
Lineage: Eukaryota; Metazoa; Arthropoda; Insecta; Diptera; Culicidae
Product: zinc finger-containing ubiquitin peptidase 1-like
Exons: 6
Coding region: 52-2667 (871 amino acids)
Biological process (GO): regulation of gene expression
Cellular component (GO): nucleus
Source: RefSeq, a predicted model, not a curated record
CGAUUGGAUGCAGGCAGAGUGCUACGUAAGAAGUAGUACUACAACUAAACGAUGGCUUCGCAGAACGGGCGCGAAACCAAGGAUGGCCUUCCGCAAGGAGGAGCGAACGGUGGCCCGCAGCACGGUCUACAACAGCAGCAGGAGCAUUCAUGCGAAAUCUGUGGCAUGUCCGGGCUGUCGGAUGAUGCGAUGCGUGACCACACGCGUCUGUACCACGUGGAGGGCUACGCGCAGUGUCCUUUCUGCGGGUUGUCAGGCAUACCGCCCGCCGAAAUGCUGCUGCACGUUAACCAGGCGCAUCUAGAUUACCUUACACCCGAAAACGAAUUGAUGUCCUUCAUUGACGAUCAAACGCCAAGCUUUUGCAGUGUCGACGGUGAUUCCGAUUCCAUCUCCGACUGCCGCGGUUUGUCGCCUUCGAUUACGUCCGAGCUGUUGACACCGAUGUCCUCCUCCGGGGGAGUAAAAGUUGGACUCAACGGCACCGCGGGAACCGGUACCAGCAGCAGCAACUGCACGAUGAUGACCAGUGGCAGUGGAAGUUUGACAACCGCUUCGUCCAACGCUGCCAGUCACAGCAAUCAUAUGCCCGCUUCUUCUCAUCAAUCUGGAUCGACGCAAUCGGUGGCACCAAUUACGAACGGUGGUAACACCGCUUCGAUGUCGACGAAAAUGGUUGGCAGUUCGUCAACGGCUGCCAGCAGCAGCAGCAUGAGUAGCAGCCGAUCCAGUUUUGGCAGCAGCAGUACUAAUUUAAGCAACGGUGUGUCGAAUGGAAUGGUUCAUGGUUCGGGCGGCAAAACGGGCGCGCAACAGAACCACUUCCCUGACUUCACGAUAACAGCCUCCGGUAGCCACGGUGCUGGCGUUGAUUUCCCCGUAAAUGGCACAACAAGCGCCAACGGCUGCAAGGAGCAGAGUGGUGGCGGUCCAGUAAUGAAUGGUGGUGGUGCCGGGUGUACCACACCCGCCGGUGCAGGUGCUGGAGGGCAAGGAUCACCGCUCCGAUCACAGCUGGGACUGAAGCUGAAAUCGCACAAACCAAACGCGCUCACCAUGCCGGAUGCGCCAAGCGGAGGAUCCGGAGCGGUGGCAGCGGCGUGUCCCGCAACGAUGACGAUCACAACGUCGGCCACCACAACCAUCACAACGAAGCAAGCGAGCCCGCUGCAGUGCCUGCUGUGUCCGUACACCUCCGACAAUCCGACGAUCCUUGAGGAGCACAUCAACCGGUCACACUUUGAUCCGCUUAGUCCGGGUGUAAAUGGUGCCGGAGGAUGCGCUGCGGAUGGUGCCGGUGGUGGAGCUGCUGGCGGUGGCCACCACGUGGACACGUUGAGUGUGCUUCAGUGCCCGAUUUGCAAUCGAACGUUUGAGUCGGGUUCGGAUCUUGAGCUGCACGUCAACAUCGAGCACCGCGACAUUCUCAGUCCGGCCAAGGCGGACGGGGGACGGGCCACGAAUGAUACGCCGUCUGGGGCGGCGGCCCGUAACGGUAGCUAUGGCGGCAGUACUAGCAGCCUGUGUCCCGUGUGUGGCAUUUCGUUUGACCACAUGAAAACGCAGGAAAUGGAGUACCACAUUGAGAAGCACUUUUCUAAGAGUCCUCUUAACCCGUACCAGGGGGGAGGUGGAGGUGGCGGGAUCGGUGGCAGCGACGCAUCGGUAGUGGUAGUGGAUCUCGAAAAGCAGGCACAAAAAUUGAGGGAGCAGCGUGAGUUUGAGAUGCUGCGUGCUCAGUACGGUAUGGACGAUCAGGGUAACUUCCGGGAACAGUCGGCAGCAGCGAUGCAACGAGCAGUGUAUGCGGGAGAGAUGAGUGUGGCGGAUUACUACGAACGGCAAGUGGGGCUUCGGGCGGCCGAAUCGCACGGCGUCGAUGAUGGGUCGUCCUGCACGAAGUCCGUUUCACCACGGGUGCUGUCACUAUCUUCAUCAUCACCCAACGUGAUCAAGACGUACGUGUGCUCGAGCGUUGACCACUACGCGUCCAGCUACGGUGACAAGGGUUGGGGUUGUGGCUACCGGAAUCUGCAAAUGAUGCUCUCUUCGUUACUGCAGAGCACAUCCUACAACGAGGCGCUCUACUCUGCAUGGGGAUCGCAUGGUCCGGCUCGGACCGCUAUGCCCAGCAUCUCUCGUUUGCAGCGCAUGGUGGAAGCGGCCUGGACGCAAGGAUUCGACAUCCAAGGCUCGGAACAGCUCGGUUGCAAGCUGUACAACACGCGCAAAUGGAUCGGUGCGACUGAAAUUGUGACCGUUUUGUCUUGGUUGCGUAUCCGGUGUGAGUUAGUGGACUUCCAUCGCCCAACUUCCUCCGAUGGGCGACAUCCGGAGCUAUUCAAUUGGGUCCUGCGUUACUUUGAAGAGCCCCGGAUUCACACCCCGCCCCUGUACCUGCAGCAUCAGGGCCAUUCGCGUACGAUCAUCGGUAUCGAGCAGCGGACGUCCGGUUUGUCUCUGCUUGUGCUCGAUCCGAGCCAUGGGCCGCGACAGGUCGCAGCACUCGGUUCAUCGCAGGACUCGUUGCGCUUAAUCCGCAAGAAUUCGGCAGCAAUGCGCGCGCCACAGUACCAGGUUGUGGCUGUAAAGGGGCUUAUCGAAACCGAAGACCAAUAUCAGGCGAGUAAGGUAUUAAAAUCUUUACGUAUUCCACCCGAUCGUUGA